Messenger RNA from Volvox carteri f. nagariensis, 1464 nucleotides. RefSeq names its product mitochondrial substrate carrier (gene mitc8). Gene Ontology annotation, biological process: mitochondrial transmembrane transport. NCBI's taxonomy places the organism in Eukaryota, Viridiplantae, Chlorophyta, Chlorophyceae, Chlamydomonadales, Volvocaceae. The transcript is spliced from 4 exons. The record is from RefSeq and is a predicted model, not a curated record. Bases 1 to 1464 code for a protein of 487 amino acids.
AUGGCACAAGCCGACGAAGUUCGCCAACCGGAGCUGCGCCAUCGUAUCGCAGCUGCAGCUGGCGCAUCCAUCGUGGCCGCGCUACUCGUGAAUCCGCUGGACGUCGUGAAGACUCGCGUACAGGCUGCAUUGAUUGUCACCGACCAGCCUCUACCAACGUGCCUCCUUUCGCGGCCCUCAUCCCUUUCGAAAUGCCAGUCGGCCAGGCUGCCCUCCAAAUUAGCGGAAGGUUGCAUGGGCGCCGCUGCCGGACCGCCUGGAGGAAGCGGUGGCCUGGCUGCCGCUUCACAGCUGCCUCGUCGGCUGCUUAUGUCGGGCCAGCUGCCCAUGUCGUCUUGCGCCUGUGCGCUUAAGGUUGCGGAUCUGGGUCCAGAGCGGCUUGGCGCAGCGGAGCGAUGUGCCGAAGCGGCACGGCUGUACCGGCCCGUCAGUGCGUCGGGUGUGCUGCGGGACAUUGUACGGAAGGAGGGCCUUGCAGCGCUCUGGCGGGGUACGGACACUGCCAUGCUUGCGAGCAUCCCCAUGGUCGGAGUCUACAUGCCGAUGUACGACUACUUGCUGCAGCGUACGACAGUACCGCUGGGUGGUUAUGCCCCUCUGUUUGCGGGUUCCGCCGCGCGAACCGUUGCGGUGCUGUUGGUGGGGCCGCUGGAGCUGGUACGGACACGACAACAGGGCAGUGCCGGUGGCGCGCGUACGGCAUGGGCGGCGCUGCGGGAGACGCUGCAGGAAGUUUCUGCUGCGGCCGCCGCUGGCCGUGGUACGGUAGCGGCAGUAGCCGCGGCGCCGGCGGAGGCGGGCGCAGGCGCCGCCUCUCCGUCGGUAUCGCGGUUAGCCGGGGGCCUGAGGCUGCUGCGCUCGGUGCCGCAGCUGUGGAGGGGCGUGGGAGCGACGCUGGCUCGGGAUGUUCCCUUUUCUGCGAUUUACUGGGGCCUUAUGGAGCGAGCGCGUGGUGAGCUCCUGGCUCGGUGGUACCACCGGCCCUCUCCGCCCCCCGACACAUCACCCACCGGGGCGCCGAUGAGAUUGGAAUCGGUGGGCGGUUCUCCUCAGGGGGCUAUCCCGGAGCUGGGAGGGCACCAGCAGCAUGGGCAGCAGGAGCAACGACCCGAGGGUCCGUCCAGUCGUGUGGUGUUGGCGGUGAACCUAGUGGCGGGUAGCGCCUCCGGUGCAGUGGCGGCACUGGUGACGACACCGUUCGAUGUCGUGAAGACGCAGCUGCAGCUGGUGGGGAGCAGCAGGUCAUCCGGCAGUAGCAGUAGCAGCAGCAGUACUGGCCACGGCGGCAGUGGCGGGGGGAGCGGUAACCGUGGAGUCGGGUCGGCGGCGGCGGUGGCGGGGCGGAUAUUUCGCGAGGAGGGGGUUCGCGGUUUGUUCCGCGGGUGGGGCCCACGGGCUGCGCGCACUGCCCCGGCGUGUGCGGUGGUGGUAUCGAGCUACGAGGUGCUGAAAAUGUUGCUGUAA